AUGCAUGCAGAAGCAGAUGAUAGCAUGAAGGAUUUAGUGAUGGACGAACGAUCAAGACAAGCAUUUUCUGACAGAGAAGGCGUCGAGAAAUGCUCAACAUUGUCUCGACGCUGUGUUGAUGAAGGACGCUGUGUUGAUGAAGGACGCUGUGUUGAUGAAGGACGCUGUGUUGAUAAAGGACGCUGUGUUGAUGAAGGACACUGUGUUGAUGAAGGACGCUGUGUUGAUGAAGGACGCUGUGUUGAUGAAGGACGCUGUGUUGAUGAAGGACGCUGUGUUGAUGAAGGACGCUGUGUUGAUGAAGGACACUGUGUUGAUGAAGGACGCUGUGUUGAUAAAGGACUCUGUGUUGAUGAAGGACGCUGUGUUGAUGAAGGACGCUGUGUUGAUGAAGGACGCUGUGUUGAUGAAGGACGAUGUAUUGAUGAAGGACGCUGUGUUGAUGAAGGACUCUGUGUUGAUGAAGGACGCUGUGUUGAUGAAGGACGCUGUGUUGAUGAAGGACGCUGUGUUGAUGAAGGACGCUGUGUUGAUGAAGGACGCUGUGUUGAUGAAGGACGCUGUGUUGAUGAAGGACUCUGUGUUGAUGAAGGACGCUGUGUUGAUGAAGGACGCUGUGUUGAUGAAGGACGCUGUGUUGAUGAAGGACGCUGUGUUGAUGAAGGACGCUGUGUUGAUGAAGGACGCUGUGUUGAUAAAGGACGCUGUGUUGAUGAAGGACACUGUGUUGAUGAAGGACGGACAUAUGCCGGGAGUGCCUAA
This is a messenger RNA of Schistocerca piceifrons (Central American locust), 762 nucleotides long. RefSeq names its product tenascin-like. The transcript is spliced from 2 exons. The coding region runs from base 1 to 762 and encodes 253 amino acids. Lineage: Eukaryota; Metazoa; Arthropoda; Insecta; Orthoptera; Acrididae. The record is from RefSeq and is a predicted model, not a curated record.